Messenger RNA from Coregonus sp. 'balchen', 34883 nucleotides. The record is from the annotation of a GenBank genome assembly. NCBI's taxonomy places the organism in Eukaryota, Metazoa, Chordata, Actinopteri, Salmoniformes, Salmonidae.
UGUGAGGAGUGCAAGGAGUAUUUCUUGGAGGAAUGCCCCACCCAUGGUCCUCCAGUCUUUGUGCCAGACACAUCAGUGGCACUGGGGGUGCCCAACCGGGCUGCCCUCACGGUGCCCUCUGGAAUAGAGAUCGUCCAGGAGGAGGAGGUGGAUGUGUGCUGCAUAGAUGCGGGCAUCCCCAAGGGGGCGCUCUUUGGCCCAUAUCAGGGGGAGCUGGUGUCUAAAGACUAUUCCGCAGGGUUUUUCUCCUGGAUGGUGAGUUGAGCAUUAUCCCACUCUCCAUGGUGCAGGGACUUUUCCUGAACUAUUAAUAAAUAAGUAUUUCAUUAUUUGUCAACAUUUAUAAGCAUUUAUAAUGGCUUAUUCAUUUAAUUCGUGUUUAUUUAUUAAUUAUAAAUGUGUUACCAGUGGUCCUAACCCAUCUGUUUGUAUGUUAUACAUUUGUAGCCACAUCAGUGUGAUAAAGGCUUAAAAGGGUCAGGGAUCUUUCUCCAGGGAACGUAUCUCAUCCUUGAGCUGUCAUCCGUUUUCUAAACAUCACACCAUUCUGCAACUGCUGAUGUUUUUCAUCCUUACUCUCAAAUCUCUUAGAUCGUCGAUGAAAACAACACAUACAAAUCCAUUGAUGGCAGUGAUGAAACUCAAGCUAACUGGAUGAGGUAUAAUUUAGUAAUAAUGUUGAUCAUCAAUAAGCCUCUCAGUUUUGAGAAUAGAAUUGAACAGAAACUGAUUAACUUCAUCAGCUGUGAAUCUUUGACAUCAGUGUUGAGCAUUCAAAGAAUGUGAGAGGACACCCUAAAUAAGGUGUGGGAAGAUCAGGUAUAAUUUAAUCUGUUGACUGUAUGUGCAUUGCUUUAAACAUGUUGAUGCUACAACCUGUUGUAUUAAGACCUUAUGCGACUGACAGAUAUUUAUGGAUUUUUGUUCUUAUAUUCCAGGUAUAUACGGAAUUCGUCGGAUGAGAAUGAGAGGAACCUGACUGCGUUCCAGCAUGGAGAGCACAUAUAUUUCCGUGUAUGCCGACAGUUGUCGACGGGAGAUAAACUCCGUGUGUGGUACAGCGAUGACUACAUGAGGCGGUUGCACAGUGUCUCGCUGGACAGCAUUGACCGCAACCUGGAUACAGGUGAGACGCCCCCCUGAAAUGUAUUUCAAUUUGCCUCAUGUGGCUGCUCAAUAUGACUGACUCCAUCGCUAGGAAAACUAGUGUUAUUUGUGUUCCAUUGACUUCUUUUGGAACGAUUAAGACGGCCAGUGUUGAUCGAGGGAGGUUUCAAAUUCAAACACUGCACAAUGUUUUUCUACUUUUUCAUUGCUAUUUGAAUCUUGGAUGGAUGCAAAACCUGUCUGUCAGUGCAAUGAUUUAAUCUGAUGCUCAAGCUCAGUUCAUUGACCCAUUAUUUUAACACCCAUUGAAAAGUUUGUCUUAAACUACAAUACACAAUUCAGUUAAAUUCAAAGCGCAAAUGAAGGCCAGUUAAUAUCUAUAUUCCUUUAGCAUCCUGGGAUGACAACUUCUCCACGUGAUGGUUCUAUUGCUAAGAGUUUGACUCUUAAGGUAGAUUUACUUCUAGCCGACCCGGAAGAGUUAAGUAUUGUCGCUUAUAUGUGAAUUGAAUUCGGAGCAUGUCAGGAGCAUUUCGGGAGUGCGUUGGUUGAAAUUCUCCCUGAGAAUCUGAUUGUCUAGUCAGUUCGAGCCAAUCACCAUAGAGCACGGUGCGUUCCCAAUGGUACCCACAUGGACUGAAAUCGCAUGCAGUGAUGAAUUUGAUGAAAUCCAGGCAAUAUCAUCAUUUUCUUUAUCCGGAAAAUGUUGUAUCUAUAAACAGCGCAACGCAUCAGAUUAGGGGAGACCGGGCUGUGUCAUUUUUUACUGGUGUGUAUUUCGCAACACCAGUACACCUACAGGCUAUCUUAUGAGACUCUUUUCAACAUUAUUAGAAAGACCCAAGGUCUUGAGUUCCCUUUUAUCCUUAUAUCUUAUUCCAAAAUGGGAGUUAUUUCCUAUCAAACACACUGUCCACUUGAAAUGAAGAUAUUAAUGUAGCAUACAAUCUUAGAAAUAGUCUGUCUAUUCAUUUUUAUAUAACCAUCCCCAACUGAGCAUUAAGGCUAGCAAAUUUCCCUAUGGCUUGACUUAGCAACUCAGAAAUACAUUUGCAGUAUAGCUCUCCCUUUCCUCUUUUCAACAAACAAUUGUUAAAAUACUGAACAAAAACAAAAAUGCAGCAUAUAAAGUGUUGGUUUCAUGAGCUGAAAUAAAACAUCCCAGAAAUGUUCCAUACGCACAACAAGCUUAUUUCUCUCACAUUUUGUGCACAAAUUUGUUUACAUCCCUGUUAGUGAGCAUGUUUCCUUUGCCAAGAUAAUCCAUCCACCUGACAGGUGUGGCAUAUCAGGAAGCUGAAUAAACAGCAGGAUCAUUAAUUACACAGGUGCACCUUGUGCUGGGGACAAUAAAAGGCCACUCUAAAAUGUGCAGUUUUGUCACACAACACAAUGCCACAGAUGUCUCAAGUUUUGAGGGAGCGUACAAUUGGCAUGCUGACUACAAGAAUGUCCACCAGAGUUGUUGCCAGAUAAUUUUAUGUUAAUUUCUCUACUAUAAGCCGCCAUCAACGUCAUUUUCAAGAAUUUGGCAGUACAUCCAACUGGCCUCACAACCACAGACCAUGUGUAACCACGCCAGCCCAGGAUCUCCACUUCCGGCUUCUUUACCUGCGGGAUCGUCUGAGACCAGCCACCCGGACAGCUGAUGAAACUAUGGGCUUGCACAACUGAAGAAUUUCUGCACAAACUGUCAGACACCGUCUCAGCGAAGGUAAUCUGCAUGGUUGUCGUCCUCACCAGGGUCUUGAACCGACUGCAGAUCGGCGUCGUGACCGACUUCAGUGGGCAAAUGCUCACCUUCGAUGGCCACUGGCACGCUAGAGAAGUGUGGUCUUCAUGGAUGAAUCCUGGUUUCAACUCUACUGGGCAGAUGGCAGACAGUGUGUAGGGCGUUGUGUGGGCGAGUGGUUUGCUGAUGUCAACGUUGUGAACAGAGUGCCCGUGGUGGUGGGGUUAUGGUAUGGGCAGGCAUAAGCUACGGACAACAAACACAAUUGCAUUUUAUCGAUGGCAAUUUGAAUGCGCAGAGAUACCGUGACGAGAUCCUGAGGCCCAUUGUCGUGCCAUUCAUCCGCCGCCAACACCUCAUGUUUCAGCAUGUUGUAAGGAUCAUGUCUCAAGGAUCUGUACACAAUUCCCGGAAGCUGAAAAUGUCCCAGUUCUUCCAUGGCUUGCAUACUCACCAGACAUGUCACCUAUUGAGCAUUUUACUUCUUUUUUUUACAUUUUCGUCAUUUAGCAGACACUCUUAUCCAGAGCGACUUACAGUUAGUGAGUGCAUACAUUUUCAUACUGGCCCCCCGUGGGAAACGAACCCACAACCCUGGCGUUGCAAGCACCAUGCUCUACCAACUGAGCUACAGGGGACGGAUAUUUGUUUGGGAUGCUCGGGAUCGACGUGUACGACAGUGUAUUCCAGUUCCCGCCAAUAUCCAGCAACCUUGCACAGCCAUUGAAGAGGAGUGGGACAACAUUCCACAGGCCACAAUCAACAGCCUGAUCAACUAUGCGAAGGAUAUGUCACAUCAGAUACGGACUGGUUUUCUGAUCCACGCCCCAACCUUUAUUUUGUGUUGGUAUCUGUAACCAACAGAUGCAUAUCUGUAUUCCCAGUCAUGUGAAAUCCAUAGAUUAGGGCCUAAUUAAUUUAUUUCAAUUGACUGAUUUCCUUAUAUGAACUGUAACUCAGUAAAACUUUGUAAUUGUUGCGUUUAUAUUUGUGUUCAGUGUAGAUAGCCUAGUCCCAUAAUUCAAACAAUGAAAAUACCAAGAGAUAUUUUCUUUACUUUCACCUCUUAUAAAAACACACAAAUUCCCCUCACCUCAAUGUUUUGAGAUAUGAAUUGAGCAGGUGGAUGACCUCUUGCAAAGUAGCCAUACAUUUUAAUCUAACAAGUAUUAGGCUAAACAGCACCCUCUAGAUUGGGAGGAACAGACUAAGUACUGUGAAAACCAACCUAUGAAACACAACAGCCCCGGUCUCCCCUAUUCACUGUGCGGUUAUUGGCUGUUCAAUCUCCUUGAUUUAUUAGGCUAUCAUAGAUGGAUUUAAGGUGAGCAUGUUGUGCAAUAAACGAAUGACUUACAUGCAUAUAUGGUUUUGUUUAGGCAUUUUAGUUCGUCUGACAAAAGUAUACUUGGUCUGGUCUUUGGCGUCCCAAUGCAAAUAGCGUAGCCGGCAAUACACCCCUAACCAAUGUUCUGUCUAAACUGCGCGCAGCUCCCCUCGGACUGCCUCGCAGAAGAAAUAUCAGCCCUCACAGAGAAGCACGAGAUUGAACUUCACUCAACUUUCUAGAGUUUUUCCCUUUUAGUUAACACUGUCAACGUUUCGCUCUACUGUGGGAAUUGUGCUCGAAUCAAUGCAAUAUUAGCCACAUUCAAUGUAUCAUACCGGAACAAAACGAACUAUGCAAGACUUAGAAUGCUAAUCAAACUGUGCAAGAGAUUUUCUUGUAGGAAAAGCGCAUUGGAGUAGGAUUCUAUUGCAUUGACAGACACAACUCAGGCCUGUACUCUACACAGACCGGUGCACCAUAACCAAUCAGAGCUGCAGUAGGCCUAUAUGCAAAUAGCCAUUGCCAUAUAUGGAUCUGCCAUUGACUUUGAACUGGACUGUGUUUACAGCAUGAGCGGUCGUAAGUAGAAGCGCUUGUUUUGCGAUCAAAGCUAGAGCUGCAUGUAGCCACCUGUGCACGUGUUCAUAUUCUCUGCUAGUUAGUGAGUUAUUAUCCCAGUUAUAGCUCAUUUCUAGUCAACAAUGGGGAGGAGUGAUUGCUUCCUACAAGAGCACAACAUGUGUGCAUUUCUAGCCAUCUUUGAAAAGCUAGUCAAGUAAAGAGCUUUUUCUAUGUCUUAAAGGGGCAGUGUUGUAUUUUGUGACAGGCUUGAAUAAGCUAAGUAGCCAAUAGGCAGAGGUUAGCAUAAUUAGUCUGAUUCUCUGUAAUAAUGGUAUGGGAAUAAGAAUGAAUUUUAUUUCGUAAAGUGGUUUCUUGCAUCAAACAGAACAUUUUGUCUGAAGGACAAGUGGAUAAACAGGUUAAUGUCAAGCCCUGCAUGUUUUUUUCAAAAGUCUCAUGGAAUGUAGGCCUAUAUUGAACACCACACAUUUGCUGCUACUGUAGGCUGAAUGAUAGAACGGCUAUUUCCAUGUUAAAAUAUUAUGGGAUGCAUUUUUCUUCAUAGUUUUUUAUGAUAGGCCACUCUGGUAGGCCUACAUUAUGAUAAAAUAGCCACAGUAGGCUACUUGGCCACUGUUAAAACUGUAACUUAAAGCGUGUACAGCCUCAGUGUUCACUCAGUAAACUCACGCUGGAAGUUGCACAGAAUUUUGACAACGUUCACGUUUACGCUCAGCAGACCUGAAAUUUGCUCAGUGACAAAAAAAAAUCAAGGGAACAUUGCUCCUAACCACCCGCGACCAGCGAGUACAUAAAACAUCCUCCAUUCAGGCUGCAAAAGCAUCGGUUUCCUCCUUAACUACAGUGGCUUGCGAAAGUAUUCACCCCCUUGGCAUUUUUCCUAUUUUGUUGCCUUACAACCUGGAAUUAAAAUAGAUUUUUGGGGAGUUUGUCACGGAUUCUGCCGAGGCUGCUCCUCCUCCUUGCUCGGGCAGGCUUCGGCGUUCGUCGUCCCCGGAGUACUAGCUACUGCCGUUCGAUGUUAUCGGUGUUUGUUUAGUUUUGUCUGUAUUGUUUACACCUAUUCGUCAUUAUGUUUGAUUGUUUCUCUUAUACAGUGGGGGAAAAAAGUAUUUAGUCAGCCACCAAUUGUGCAAGUUCUCCCACUUAAAAAGAUGAGAGAGGCCUGUAAUUUUCAUCAUAGGUACACGUCAACUAUGACAGACAAAUUGAGGGGAAAAAUCCAGAAAAUCACAUUGUAGGAUUUUUAAUGAAUUUAUUUGCAGAUUAUGGUGGAAAAUAAGUAUUUGGUCACCUACAAACAAGCAAGAUUUCCGGCUCUCACAGACCUGUAACUUCUUCUUUAAGAGGCUCCUCUGUCCUCCACUCGUUACCUGUAUUAAUGGCACCUGUUUGAACUUGUUAUCAGUAUAAAAGACAACUGUCCACAACCUCAAACAGUCACACUCCAAACUCCACUAUGGCCAAGACCAAAGAGCUGUCAAAGGACACCAGAAACACAAUUGUAGACCUGCACCAGGCUGGGAAGACUGAAUCUGCAAUAGGUAAGCAGCUUGGUUUGAAGAAAUCAACUGUGGGAGCAAUUAUUAGGAAAUGGAAGACAUACAAGACCACUGAUAAUCUCCCUCGAUCUGGGGCUCCACGCAAGAUCUCACCCCGUGUGGUCAAAAUGAUCACAAGUACGGUGAGCAAAAACCCCAGAACCAUACGGGGGGACCUAGUGAAUGACUUGCAGAGAGCUGGGACCAAAGUAACAAAGCCUACCAUCAGUAACACACUAUGCCGCCAGGGACUCAAAUCCUGCAGUGCAAGACGUGUCCACCUGCUUAAGCCAGUACAUGUCCAGGCCCGUCUGAAGAUUGCUAGAGUGCAUUUGGAUGAUCCAGAAGAGGAUUGGGAGAAUAUCAUAUGGUCAGAUGAAACCAAAAUAUAACUUUUUGGUAAAAACUCAACUCGUCGUGUUUGGAGGACAAAGAAUGCUGAGUUGCAUCCAAAGAACACCAUACCUACUGUGAAGCAUGGGGGUGGAAACAUCAUACUUUGGGGCUGUUUUUCUGCAAAGGGACCAGGACGACUGAUCAGUGUAAAGGAAAGAAUGAAUGGGGCCAUGUAUCGUGAGAUUUUGAGUGAAAACCUCCUUCCAUCAGCAAGGGCAUUGAAGAUGAAACGUGGCUGGGUCUUUCAGCAUGACAAUGAUCCCAAACACACCGCCCGGGCAACGAAGGAGUGGCUUCGUAAGAAGCAUUUCAAGGUCCUGGAGUGGCCUAGCCAGUCUCCAGAUCUCAACCCCAUAAAAAAUCUUUGGAGGGAGUUGAAAGUCCAUGUUGCCCAGCGACAGCCCCAAAACAUCACUGCUCUAGAGGAGAUCUGCAUGGAGGAAUGGGCCAAAAUACCAGCAACAGUGUGUGAAAACCUUGUGAAGACUUACAGAAAACGUUUGACCUGUGUCAUUGCCAACAAAGGGUAUAUAACAAAGUAUUGAGUAACUUUUGUUAUUGACCAAAUACUUGUUUUCCACCAUAAUUUGCAAAUAAAUUCAUAAAAAAUCCUACAAUGUGAUUUUCUGGAUUUUUUUUCUCAAUUUGUUUGUCAUAGUUGACGUGUACCUAUGAUGAAAAUUACAGGCCUCUCUCAUCUUUUUAAGUGGGAGAACUUGCAAAAUUGGUGGCUGACCAAGACAAAGGAGAUGAUUGUGGACUACAGGAAAAAAAAAGAGGACUGAGCACGCCCCCAUUCUCAUCGACGGGGCUGUAGUGGAACAGGUUGAGAGCUUCAAGUUCCUUGGUGUCCACAUCACCAACGAACUAUCAUGGUCCAAACACACCAAGACAGUCGUGAAGAGGGCACGACAAAGCCUAUUCCCCCUCAGGAGACUAAAAAGAUUUGGCAUGGGUCCUCAGAUCCUCAAAAAAUUCUACAGCUGCACCAUCGAGAGCAUCCUGACUGGUUGCAUCACCGCCUGGUAUGGCAACUGCUUGGCCUCUGACCGCAAGGCACUACAGAGGGUAGUGCGUACGGCCCAGUACAUCACUGGGGCAAAGCUCCCUGCCAUCCAGGACCUCUAUACCAGGCGGUGUCAGAGGAAGGCCCUCAAAAUUGUCAAAGACUCCAGCCACCCUAGUCAUAGACUGUUCUCUCUGCUACCGCACGGCAAGCGGUACCGGAGUGCCAAGUCUAGGUCCAAAAGACUUCUCAACAGCUUCUACCCCCAAGCCAUAAGACUCCUGAACAGCUAAUCAUGGCUACCCGGACUAUUUGCACUGCCCCCCCACCCCAUCCUUUUUACGCUGCUGCUACUCUGUUAAGUAAGUAUUUAUGCAUAGUCACUUUAACUCUACCCACAUGUACAUAUUACCUCAACUACCUCAACUAGCCGGUGCCCCCGCACAUUGACUCUGCAACGGUACCCCCCUGUAUAUAUAGCCUCCCUAAUGUCACUUUAUUUUACUGUAUAUAUAGCCUCCCCACUGUCACUUUAUUUUACUUCUGCUCUUUUUUUCUCAACACUUUUUUUGUUGUUGUUUUAUUCUUACUUUUUUUUGUUUAAAAUAAAUGCACUGUUGGUUAAGGGCUGUAAGUAAGCAUUUCACUGUAAUGUCUGCACCUGUUGUAUUCGGCGCAUGUGACCAAUAAAAUUUGAUUUGAUUUGAUUUGACUAAAUACUUUUUUCCCCCACUGUAUUACCCCUGUCUCUCAUCAGGACAUUGUGUGUGAUUGUUUUCCCUUCACGUAUGUCAUUUUAGUGAGCGGGUUCUUUCCUCCCUGCUUGGAGUUAUUUCUGUGUUCUUAUGGUCGCUAUCGGAUUAAAGUACGUGUCCGAGAGUUCUGUGUCCUGCGCCUGACUUCUUCAACCGCAUCUCACCGACAGCCGUGACAGAAUCACACACCACCAACAUGGAGUCAGCAGGAGCGACGGCACCGACCGGAUCACUCGAGGAGCGUGUCCUACAACAAGCAGCGAUGCUCCAAAAUCUUGGUGCCGCUAUGGAUAACGUUAUGAACACUUUGGGACGAUGGGAGAGAGGAGGUUUGCCCACACCUCCUCCAACGAUACCACCACCAUCGGCUACUCCUAUCGUCUCACAUCCGGAGUCCAGUGGGAUUCGGCUCUCGCUCCCGAGGGCUUAUGAUGGCACUGCAGCCGGGUGUCAGGGUUUCCUGCUCCAGGUGGAACUUUACCUGGCAACCAUUCACCCGGCACCCUCGGGAUACGAGAGCGUGUCCGCCCUCAUCUCCUGUCUGUCCGGCAAGGCACUGGAUUGGGCCAACGCAGAGUGGGGAAGGAUAGACGCCGCUACUGUGAACUAUGCAGUGAGCGUGUAUUCCACCUCAGACAGGGGAGGAGGAGCGCGCAGGAAUUCGCACUGGACUUCCGGACUCUGGCUGCCAAUUCGGGAUGGAAUGAUAGGGCCCUCAUCGACCACUACAGGUGUAGCUUAAGAGAGGACGUUCGUCGAGAGUUGGCCUGCAGGGACACCAACCUAAGCUUCGAUCAGCUGGUGGACAUGUCGAUUCGCUUGGAUACCCUGUUGGCUACCCGCGGACGUCCGGCGCUGGGGCCGUCCAUUCCAUCCCCCAGCACCUCCGAGCCGAGCCCUAUGGAGCUCGGGGGUGCUGGUAGUAGGGAGGCCAGGAAGGAGGCUGUCCCCUGCAACAACUCUGGCCGCCGAGGACACACGGUGGUUCGGUGUUGGGGAGGGUCUCCUCGGAUUCGAGGCAGCAGGCAGCGCACGGAUGAGUCAUUCCCGGUGAGUAAGGUCCCAACUCACCCAGAGCUCUCUGUUGUUCAUAUGUGUAUCCAAGUUAUGUUUCCAGAAGUUUCUUCUUACUCCCAGCAUAAGGCGCUAGUCGAUUCAGGCGCAGCUGGGAAUUUUAUCGAUCGCCAUUUCUCAUAUAAGUUAGGAAUCCCUAUAUUACCAGUCGAUGUGCCCUUCCCUAUCCAUGCCCUAGAUAGCCGGCCUUUGGGGUCGGGAUUGAUUAGGGAGGUCACAGCGCCACUGAAGAUGAAAACGCAGAAGGGUCAUGAGGAGACUAUACAGUUGUAUUUAAUUGGGACUUCCCUGGUUAAUAUCUCAUGACCCCAACAUUUCAUGGCAACAGAGGGCUCUCAAGGGAUGGUCUGAUCAGUGUGUGGGGCGGUGUGUAGGUGUUUCCGUAGGGGCAACGACGGUGGAGAGUCCGAACCAAAUGCCCACAAUGCACAUUCCUCCUGAGUAUGCCGAUUUGGCAAGCGCCUUCUGUAAGAAGAAGGCGACUCAAUUACCACCUCAUCGACAGGGGGAUUGUGCGAUAGACCUCCAGGUUGGCGCUGCGCUCCCUCGCAGCCAUGUGUAUCCUCUGUCUCAGGAGGAGACGGCUGCUAUGGAAACAUACGUCGCCGAAUCCUUGAGACAGGGAUACAUCCGGCCAUCCACUUCUCCUGCGUCCUCAAGUUUCUUUUUUGUGAAGAAGAAGGAUGGAGGUUUGCGCCCGUGUAUUGAUUACCGUAGUCUCAAUCAGAUCACUGUUAAAUACAGUUAUCCUCUCCCUCUUAUUGCGAGUAUGACGGAGUCAUUACACGGAGCGCGCUUCUUCACAAAAUUGGAUCUCAGGAGCGCUUACAACCUGGUGCGCAUUCGGGAAGGAGAUGAAUGGAAAACAGCAUUUAGUACCACCUCGGGUCACUAUGAGUACCUCGUCAUGCCAUACGGUCUAAUGAAUGCUCCUUCAGUCUUCCAAUCAUUAGUAGACGAGAUUUUCCGGGAUUUACAUGGACAGGGGGUAGUGGUGUAUAUUGAUGACAUUCUGAUAUACUCCGCUACAUGUACCGAGCAUGUGUCCCUGGUACGUCGGGUGCUGGGUAGACUGUUGGAGCAUGAUCUGUAUGUGAAGGCAGAGAAAUGUCUGUUUUUCCAGGAGUCCAUCUCCUUCCUGGGACACCGGUCCAACUACAGUAAAGGAGGUGCAGCGUUUUUUGGGUUUUGCCAAUUACUACCGGAGGUUUAUCCGGGGUUUUGGACAGGUAGCAGCUCCCAUUACCUCCCUGCUAAAGGGGGGCCCGGUGCGUUUGCAGUGGUCGGCUGAGGCGGACAGGGCGUUUAGUCAUUUGAAGGACCUGUUCACCUCAGCUCCGGUGCUGGCACAUCCGGAUCCCUCUUUGGCGUUCCAAGUCGAGGUGGAUGCGUCCGAGGCGGGGAUCGGUGCUAUACUGUCUCAGCGCUCGGGCACGCCUCCAAAACUACGCCCCUGUGCUUUCUAUUCUAAGAAGCUCAGUCCGGCGGAACGCAAUUAUGACGUGGGGGACAGGGAGCUGCUAGCUGUGGUCCAGGCCCUGAAGGCGUGGAGACAUUGGCUUGAGGGGGCUAACCACCCUUUUCUCAUUCUGACUGACCAUCGUAACCUGGAGUACAUCCGGGCAGCGAAGAGACUGAACCCUCGUCAGGCUAGGUGGGCCAUGUUUCUUGCCCGGUUUGUCUUUAAGAUCACGUAUAUCCCAGGGUCACAGAACGUUAAGGCAGACGCCCUGUCCCGACGAUAUGACACAGAGGAGAGGUCCAUUGAGCCCACUCCCAUACUACCAGAGUCUUGUCUCGUGGCACUGUCACGGAUACUGUCACGGGGUACUGUCACGGAUACUGCCGAGGCUGCUCCUCCUCCUUGCUCGGGCAGGCUUCGGCGUUCGUCGUCCCCGGAGUACUAGCUACUGCCGUUCGAUGUUAUCGGUGUUUGUUUAGUUUUGUCUGUAUUGUUUACACCUGUUCGUCAUUAUGUUUGAUUGUUUCCCUUAUAUUACCCCUGUCUCUCAUCAGGACAUUGUGUGUGAUUGUUUUCCCUUCACGUAUGUCAUUUUAGUGAGCGGGUUAUUUCCUCCCUGCGUGGAGUUAUUUCUGUGUUCUUAUGGUCCCUAUCGGAUUAAAGUACGUGUCCGAGAGUUCUGUGUCUUGCGCCUGACUUCUUCAACCGCAUCUCACCGACAGUCAUGACAGAGUUUGUAUCAUUUGAUUUGCACAACAUGCCUACCACUUUGAAGAUGCAAAAUAUUUUUUUAUGUGAAACAAGAAAUAAGACAAAAAAAUACGGAACUUGAGCGUGCAUAACUAUUCACCCCCACAAAGUCAAUACUUUGUAGAGCCACCUUUUGCAGCAAUUACAACUGCAAGGCUGUUGGGCUAUGUCUCAUCUAGCCACUGGGAUUUUUGCCCAUUCUUCAAGGCAAAACUGCUCCAGCUCCUUCAAGUUGGAUGGGUUCCGCUGAUGUACAGCAAUCUUUAAGUCAUACCACAUAUUCUCAAUUGGAUUGAGGUCUGGGCUUUGAUUAGGCCAUUCCAGGACAUUUAAACCACUUGAGUGUUGCUUUAGCAGUAUGCUUAGGGUCAUUGUCCUGCUUUAAGGUGAACCUCCAUCCCAGUCUCAAAUCUCUGGAAGACUAAAACAGGUUUCCCUCAAGAAUUUCCCUGUAUUUAACGCCAUCCAUCAUUCCUUCAAUUCUGACCAGUUUCCCAGUCCCUGCCGAUGAAAAACAUCCCCACAGCACGAUGCUGCCACCACCAUGCUUCACUGUGGGGAUGGUGUUCUCGGGGUGAUGAGAGGUGUUGGGUUUGCGCCAGACAUAUCGUUUUCCUUGAUGGCCAAAAAGCUCAAUUUUAGUCUCAUCUGACCAGAUUACCUUCUUCCAUAUGUUUGGGGAGUCUCCCACCUGCCUUUUGGCGAACACCAAUCGUGUUUGCUUAUUUUUUUCUUAAAGCAAUGGCUUUUUUCUGGCCACUCUUCUGUAAAGCCCAGCUCUGUGGAGUGUACGGCUUAAAGUUGUCCUAUGGACAGAUACUCCAAUCUCCGCUGUGGGGCUUUGCAGCUCCUUCAGCGUUAUCUUUGGUCUCUUUGUUGCCUCUCUGAUUAAUGUCGUCCUUGCCUGGUCCGUGAGUUUUGGUGGGCGGCCCUCUCUUGGCAGGUUUGUUGUGGUGCCAUAUUCUUUCAAUUUUUUAACAAUGGAUUUAAUGGUGCCCGUGGGAUGUUCAAAGUUUCGGAUAUUUUUUUAUAACCCAACCCUGAUCUGUUCUUCUCCUCAGCUUUGUCCCUGACCUGUUUGGAGAGCUCCUUGGUCUUCAUGGUGCCGCUUGCUUGGUGGUGCCCAUUGCUUAGUGGUGUUGCAGACUCUGGGGGCUUUCAGAACAGGUGUAUAUAUACUCAGAUCAUGUGACACUUAGAUUGCACACAGGUGGACUUUAUUUAACUAAUUAUGUGACUUCUGAAGGUAAUUGGUUGCACCAGAUCUUAUUUAGGUGCUUCAUAGCAAAGGGGGUGAAUACAUAGGCACACACCACUUUUCCGUUAUUUUUUUUCACUUCACCAAUUUGGACUAUUUUGUGUAUGUUCAUUACAUGAAAUCCAAAUAAAAAUCAAUUUAAAUUACAGGUUGUAAUGCAACAAAAUAGGAAAAACGCCAAGGGGGAUGAAUACUUUUGCAAGGCACUGUAGCUUUAAAGGCUUGCCCCCUUUGCUAUGAAGCACCUAAAAAAGGAAAAUAUGUGUACUGUCUUCAUAAAACACAAUUUCCUUCACCAUGCUAAUGCAUUGUGUACAGUGUCAUGGACAUUCUAACCAAUAAGGAGAGACUUUGUUAAUUCUUCAAACAAUCAAUACUUUAUUAUACGAAUUGCAAUAAGGAAGCUGGUCGACCCCACACUCUUGAGUGUAAGACCGAGGCUUAAAAUCAUACAGAGAACACAGGGUCUUGUAUAGCAGACCUAAAAAUGCUUAGUCAUGGCUGGUUCCACCCCUCCCUGGAAGAUCAGGCAUCAUAAUCUACCUUGUUUUCUUCCUGUGGCUAUGUGUAUCGGGUCAUAGCGCACAAACAAGUGAUAACGUUACUCCUUUCCACUGACAGAAUCGUCAAAGGUGAUCAAGCCAGCCUCUGUUCACCUCAUAUCUCCACUCAGCAGUGCCCUUGAAAGAUAUGAGAAGAACAGGAUAGACUGAAGAACUGUGGUCACUCUGAGGCUCUUUGUCUUAUGCCGUGUGACCAAGUUUCUCAGAAACCCAGAUGGUUGGAAACAAUAACAGGUCGGUUCUGUUCCUCAAGCUAUUUCUAUCUUGAGUCGCAAGUUAUCUCUGAGUCGCCCCAUGUCCUUGACGAUACGCCCAGACCAGCUGCAGAGAGGGGGGAACCAUCCUUUCUUAGAAGCACAGAAUUGCAAGUUAUGAAAAUCUCUUUACCAAUGUUAAGCAUAUAGUUGUUAACUAUUGAUAUAUAGUAAACAGGGCAGGUAAAUACAUUAAUUUUCCCCCUACAACAGCGUUCAGCCUAUCCGGUUGCACCAGUCUGUUGUUUACCCCUGCUGUACACAAUGUCCAGAAGUAGCUAGACACCAUAACAUAGUGGUGGGGAAUUGUGUUUUAUUAAGACCGUAAGCAUAUUUUCUCCGUUAUUUUUCCGGUGGCCCCCCAUUCAAUCGAGUUAAGGAGGAAACUGACACCUUUGCAGCCUGGUAGGAGGAUGUUAAUGUACGAAGAAGUCGACCGGGGGACACGAGUGUAUUACCGGCUGGGCUGAUUGCGUCGAUACCGAAAGGUAAUACACAACGUCAGAAAGAGCUAUGCCCUCUAGGGGUCUUGUGAUCCGUCUGGACCACCAUUCGGGCUGGUCUAAAUUGCUAUUUGGGCCAAGGGGUGGGGACUUUCCGAUGAGUUGGUCCUGGAACAGAACCUGAUGGUUGUUGACUGUAUAUCAUUUGAGCUUUAGACUCUUAUGUUCAUAACAACGUGAAAAAUCACUACUUGUGUCAGUCUGUUCUCCAAACAGCUUGUAUUUAAAAUAAUGUAUUUGGGCAGGUUCACAAAUGAGCAAACACUAUCUGUUGUCUCCAUGGGUGAAAUCAUCUGCUGUUUGACUAAAUGUAAGUUCUCUAAUACAGCCAUGAGGUUUACUGUAGCCAAUCUCAUAUUGAUGUUUAUUUUAUAUAAAUUGGAUGCCAUGCUCAUUUGAAUAAAUAUUUGCGGAAAACGCUACUGUAACUGAUGUGUAUGCAAAAUGAUAUCAGAUAACGAGGGCCAGUCCUGGUCCACAGGUCAUGACAAAUAAAUCAAAUCAAAUUAGGUACAUUUUUAUUUGUCAUUACUUUCAGGCUUCUCACACAGUGCAAUGGCGAGAAAAGUGAACAAUCAAAGAAGUGACAUAGUAAUACUAUAAAUAAUUUAAAAAAUAAACACUUAGUACAAAAGAGGCAUGCAGAUAAAAGAGAAUAUGAUCAAAUAAGAGUAAGGUAAAAUAAAUAUGAGUAAAUAGUAUCAUGAACAUUGUUUACCCCUGUACAUAGUGAGUGGAAAAACAGAAUACAAUGCAGUAGCAGCAUAGAAUUAUAGAAUGAAAUGAUGAACAGUACAGGAGUUAAGUAAAUAGGCUAGGCUAUAUACUGUAUAUUUACAUUAGUGGUGCAGUAGGGUGACAUGGCUAUUGCAUUGGUUUGGUAGACUAAAGAGAUUCCAGUCACUGUACAGAAUAUUCAUGUUUUAUUAGUCGUACAGGAUACACAAGGUAUGCACUGUCCAACACUGUCUCGACAAUGCAACAACAAUAAUUAAAUAUAAAAAUACGUACAUAAAGUAAAUGGCUCAGUAGAAUAGAAUAUACAUUUUUGCAAAAGUAUAAUACAGGAAGGCACAAUUUAUAGUACAAUAUUUACACAUACAGUUGAAGUCGGAAGUUUACAUACACUUAGGUUGGAGUCAUUAAAACUCGUUUUUCAACCACUCCACAAAUGUCUUGUUAACAAACUAUAGUUUUGGCAAGUCGGUUAGGACAACUACUUUGUGCAUGACACAAGUAAUUUUUCCAACAAUUGUUUACAGACAGAUUAUUUCACUUAUAAUUCACUGUAUCACAAUUCAAGUGGGUCAGAAGUUUACAUACACUAAGUUGACUGUGCCUUUAAACAGCUUGGAAAAUUCCAGAAAAUGAUGUCCUGGCUUUAGAAGCUUCUGAUAGGCUAAUUGACAUCAUUUGAGUCAAUUGGAGGUGUACUGUGGAUGUAUUUCAAGGCCUACCUUCAAACUUAGUGCCUCUUUGCUUGACAUCAUGGGAAAAACAAAUGAAAUCAGCCAAGACCUCAGAAAAAAGUUGACCUCCACAAGUCUGAUUCAUACUUGGGAGCAAUUUCCAAACGCCUGAAGGUACAAUGUUCAUCUGUACAAACAAUAGUACCCAAGUAUAAACACCAUGGGACCACGCAGCCAUCAUACCGCUCAGGAAGGAGACGUGUUGUGUCUCAUAGAGAUGAACGUACUUUGGUGCGUAAAGUGCAAAUCAAUCCCAGAACAACAGCAAAGGACCUUGUGAAGAUGCUGGAGGAAACAGUUACAAAAGUAUCUAUAUCCACAGUAAAAUGAGUCCUAUAUCGACAUAACCUGAAAGGCCGCUCAGCAAGGAAGAAGCCACUGCUCCAAAACCACCAUAAAAAAGCCAGACUACGGUUUGCAACUGCACAUGGGGACAAAGAUCAUACUUUUUGGAGAAAUGUCCUCUGGUCUGAUGAAACAAAAAUAGAACUGUUUGGCCAUGAUUACCAUCUUUAUGUUUGGAGGAAAAGGGGGGAGCUUGCAAGCCGAAGAACACCAUCCCAACCGUGAAGCACGGGGGUGGCAGCAUCAUGCUGUGUGGGUGCUUUGCUGCAGAAAGGACUGGUGCACUUCACCAAAUAGAUGGCAUCAUGAGGAAGGAAAAUUAUGUGGAUAUAUUGAAGCAACACCUCAAGACAUCAGUCAGAAAGUUAAAGCUUGGUCGCAAAUGGGUCUUCCAAAUGGACAAUGACCCCAAGCAUACUUCCAAAGUUGUGGCAAAAUGGCUUAAGGACAACAAUGUCAAGGUAUUGGAGUGGCCAUCACAAAGCCCUGAACUCAAUCCUAUAGAACAUUUGUGGGCAGAACUGAAAAGGUGUGUGUGAGCAAGGAGGCCUACAAACCUGAUUCAGUUACACCAGCUCUGUCAGGAGGAAUGGGCCAAAAUUCACCCAAUUUAUUGUGGGAAUCUCGUGGAAGGCUACCUGAAACAUUUGACCCAAGUUAAACAAUUUAAAGGCAAUGCUACCAAAUACUAUGAGUGUAUGUAAACUUCUGGCCCACUGGGAAUGUGAUGAAAGAAAUAAAAGUCCUCACUGCGGCUCCCUCUCCCCUGCUCGCUGCCUUCUCCCGCCUUCAGGAUUUUAGGUAAUGAGUGAACUGAAUAUGGACCCCCUCAUCCAUGGCAUCCUGGGUUGCAGGCUUUCUUCAAAUGACUCCUAUACAUUUACAUUUUAGUCAUUUAGCAGACGCUCUUAUCCAGAGCGACUUACAGGAGCAAUUAGGGUUAAGUGCCUUGCUCAAGGGCACAGACAGAUUUUUCACCUAGUCGGCUCGGGGAUUAGAACCAGCGACCUUUCGGUUACUGGCACAACGCUCUUAACCACUAAGCUAUCUGCCGCCUUGUAUCCGAACAUGCAAGUUUCAGAGUACAGAGGGUGGGUGUAAGAACAGGAGAUGUGCACAGCCGUGGUGGACCAGGUACAGAGAUAUGUUGAAACAACAACUUACACAACCAGAGUAACAGGAUUGUACACACCUAUUAUUUAUAUUAACCUUAAAGUAAUGCUAAUACACAUUUUUUUUCUAUACACAAAGAAAGAACAUUGAGUUACAUUUUAAUUGCACAUGGUCUAACACAUGAAUGUACUUAAAAGUAGUGAAAGCCAGUGUAAUAAUACAUUUAAUAAUAACAGGUAAGCAAAUCAAAUAGUCUUGUAUAAUAGCCAAAACUUACUUUGCAGCAUGGUCUUCAGAGAAAGGUCCUUGAAACAGGCCUUUCUGCCACAGUCCUGGUUGUGGGAACGGCAAGACCAUUGGACAGAAUGCAAGGUAGCAUCCAUCACUCUGUGCACUUCAGGUCCUUGACCCCCUUUAUAGCCAGAAAUGUAACCUACAAAAGCAAGAGAAGUUUUAGAAAUGACACACCAUGUUAACAUAUUUCCCUCCCCCGCCCCAUGUUAGGUGUUAGGUGAACAAUAGUUGGGCUAGUCUGUGAACAAGAGACUUGCCCUAUCUUCCAUAAUGGGCUCCGUUUUUCUGUCUGCAAUUAAGAGGUUUUGCAGAGUUGGGCUUAUAGAUAAAUGAUUUAUUCAACAUUUCUGUGGAAAAAGAACAACAUUUAAUAUGUAACUUAAUAGAACUAAACAACAUGCAAAUGUCUGGUCUGAGACAGGGAGAAGACAUGGGGCCUGUGCGCCAUGCUCAAAGUUACCACCCUACGAAUUCAACAAACUUUACGUUCCCAUGUUUAAGGCUAUGCAAAUGUUAAAAGAAAACAUUGAAAACAAACAAUUAGACGAACGAUUUGGUUCACAAACAAAACAGAAUAUUUUAGCAUUCGAUAGAAAAGCAAGCUUACCUUGGAUUUUUACAUCCACUCUGGAAAUCACAUCAACUGCUGUGGUCCCGUCUUUGCCUUUAGUUAACUGAGAGUUACAGAGAGAAUUUAACUGACCCUGCUACCCAGCACCCGCCCACUUUCAGCAACAAAUAAUCUAAUUUAAAUGUAAAUAAUACAAUACCACCUUUGCCGGUCAUUCACACCUCAAGGGACAAUGUCCCAACCAGAUAUUUCACUGGUCUUCUCUUGAGCUGAUGUAUGCCAAAGAGAAUGGUCAUAACUACAGUACUGUUUUUAUUUACCCAAAGAAACAAGGUUGCAACCCUAGAAUUGGUUUCCAAUGACGGGUUGAAAACGGCAGAUUUGGGCACUGAUAAGCGCCUAAAUUGGAACGCAGUGGCUGUAGAGUAACAUGCUAUAAAUGAUGUCAGAGUGCAGGCUCUGCGCUUCACAGCUUUGUGUGGGUUUUGACUGACAGGCGUUCUGAACUUGAGCACCGCACACAACAAGAAGUUGCCCCCAUCCCUCCAGCUAAUUGGGCAACGUUUGCAACUUUGUUGUUGUCUGAGUGAGGGAAAUUAUUUAAAUGAAGAGGACUCUAUGUAUCUUGAAAGAUGAGACGUUGAGGAUUAUAAUAAAUACCAGUUUGAUGUCGUACAAGCAAGUCAAACAUCCCAGAGUCCAAAUGUGUACUUCACAUUUCCAUUUCAUAAAAGUCAUGUCAUAUACAGUGCCUUCAGGAACGUAUUCAGACCCCUUGACUUUUUCCACAUUUUGUUACGUUACAGCCUUAUUCUAAAAUGGAUUAAAUUGUUUUCCCCCCUCAUCAAUCUAUACACAAUACCCCAUAAUGACAAAGCAAAAAACGUUUUUGAUAAAUUUUAUAAAAAUAAACAUUAUAAAAAACAGAAAUAUCAUAUUUACAUAAGUAUUCAGACCCUUUACUCAGUACUUUGUUGAAGCACCUUUGGCUGCGAUUACAGCCUUGAGUCUUCUUGGGUAUAACGCUACAAGCUUGGCACACCUGUAUUUAGGGAGUUUCUCCCAUUCUUCUCUGCAGAUCCUCUCAAGCUCUGUCAGGUUGGAUGGGGAGAGAUGCUGCACAGCUAUUUUCAGGUCUCUCCAGAGAUGUUCGAUCGGGUUCAACUCCGGGCUCUGGCUGGGCCACUCAAGGACAUUCAGAGACUUGUCCUGAAGCCACUCCUGCGUUGUCUUGGCUGUGUGCUUAGGGUCAUUGUCCUGUUGGAAGGUGAACCUUCACCCCAGUCUAAGGUCCUGAGCGCUCUGGAGCAGGUUUUCAUCAAGGAUCUCUCUGUACUUUGCUCCGUUCAUCUUUGCCUCAAUCCUGACUAGUCUCCCAGUCCCUGCCGCUGAAAAACUUCGCUACAGCAUGAUGCUGCCACCACCAUGCUUCACCGUAGGGAUGGUGCCAGGUUUCCUCCAGACGUGAUGCUUGGCAUUCAGGCCAAAGAGUUCAAUCUUGGUUUCAUCAGACCAGAGAAUCUUGUUUCUCAUGCUCUGAGAGUCAUUAGGUGCCUUUUGUCAAACUCCAAGCGGGCUGUCAUGUGCCAUUUACUGAGGAGUGGCUUCCGUCUGGCCACUAUACCAUAAAGGCCUUAUUGGUGGAGUGCUGCAGAGAUGGUUGUCUUUCUGGAAGGUUCUCCCAUCACAGAGGAACUCUAGAGCUCUGUCAGAGUGACCAUUGGGUUGUUGGUCACCUCCCUGACCAAGGCCCUUCUCCCCUGAUUGCUCAGUUUGGCCAGGCGGCCAGCUCUAGGAAGAGUCUUUGUGGUUCCAAACUUCUUAUUUUUUCAGAAUGGCAACUGUGUUCUUGGGGACCUUCAAUGCUGCAGACAUGAUUUGGUAGCCUUCCCUAGAUCUGUGCCUCGGCACAAUCCUGUCUCGGAGCUCUACGGACAAUUCCUUCGACCUCAUGGCUUGGUUUUUGCUCUGACAUGCACUGUCAACUGUGGGACCUUAUAUAGACAGGUGUGUGCCUUUCCAAAUCAUGUCCAAUCAAUUGAAUUUACCACAGAUGGACAUCAAUCAAGCUGUAUAAACAUCUCAAGGAUGGUCAAUGGAAACAAGAUGCACCUGAGCUCAAUUUCAUGUCGCAUAGCAAAGGGUCUGAAUACUUAUGUAAAUAAGGUAUCUCAAACGUUUUCUAAAAAACUGUUUUCGCUUUGUCAUUAUUGGGUAUUGUGUGUAGAUUGCUGAGGAUUUGUAUUUAUUUAAUCAAUGUAAUACAUUUCCUUGUGAACAGGAGUUGGAACCGAAAUUAUUUUCCAAUCGUUUCGUUCUGAACAUAACCAUACAUUUUCUUUGUUCCGUUCCACUUUUCCGACCAGCAAAAUUAAGUUCUGAACCGGUUUGAACCCAAAAAAAGUACAGGUUUAAAUUCUCAACAUGAAAUUACUUCACCAAUCAGUGCGGAUAGAGCAGCUUGCUAUGGAGCAUGUAAGCGAUUUAAUAUGUACAGGAAAGUCGUUAAGAGCUAAUUGUAUUUUACCCUAACAGCAUGGUUUAAUCAUAAUGAAAGACAAACACACACACUGUGCUGUCAGUCACAGUGUAGGGCGCACAAGAUGCAACUGACAUUUUGCAGGUGAGGAGAGCACGAGAGAGGAUGGAGGAAGCAUGCCUUGAAGCGCUGGGCAUUUAAUGACAUGCAUUAUCUGAAUUAGGCCCACAGAAUUAUACCUACGGAGGAGUGGCUUCUAUGGAGGAACUUUGAAUGUCUUUGAACUUCCGAGCUGGUUUAACAUUGGACCAGAGCAAACGUUAGCUAGCUAGCUAACAAGCUUGUGUGUGCAAAACAGCACUAGAAUUAAAAACACGUCUUACCUUUUUUGUAGUUAAUAAUUCCCAUGUGAAACGUGAUAACUAUAGUAUCCUUAACUAGCAUUGAAAAAGUGAAUCCAUUCUUCUCUAAUUAAACAUCUCUCCCUAAUUUCUGGACCACACUUGUAACGUCAUCAGUAGGCUACAGUAACCUAUGCUUCAGAGGGGAGGGGCAGAUAGCCUACACAUACACCCACUGGUAAAGAGUUCCAGCUGGCAGGCAGACGCUAGAAUACGUUUCUGAGUAACAGUGAGGGCUUUGCAUAUGUGUUGCGAUUUUUGUGGGCCUGGGAAAAAAAUGCCCGGAACGUAAAAGACGUUAUUAACCGGUUCCCAUGCUUUUAAAAUAACGGUUCUCUUCCGGAACUGUAUAGAUCACUUUCGUUUCAGGUUCGGGUUCUGUUCCUUAAAUAGUUGUGUUAUUUUCCGGUUUUCUGUUCUGUUCCCUGGACCGGUUCCAACCCUUGCUUGUGAACGCCUGACAUCGUAUUUUAUAACUUAGCUAGUCAUGUUGGCAAUACAACAAGCUUUCAAAUUAUGCCCACCUGACCCAGAUUGUGAUUUAAAAUGUGCAGUUUUUUGGAUUGUGUAAACAACUGUGAUUGUAGGGUUGUGUUCCAAACAAAACAACUACAAGUGUGCUUGCUCUAGUUCCUCAACGACACAGCUAGGAGAGCUCAAAAAAGCACCUUAUAUACUGAACAAAAAUAUAAACGCAACAUGUAACAAUUUCAAGGAUUUUACUGAGUUACAGUUCAUAUAAGGUAAUCAGUCAAUUGAAAUAAAUUCAUUAGGCCCUAAUCUAUGGAUUUCACAUGACUGGGAAUACAGAUAUGCAUCUGUAGGUCACAGAUACCUUGAAAAAAAAGGUAGGGGUGUGGACCAGAAAACCAGUCAGUAUCUUGUGUGACCACCAUUUGCCUCAUGCAGCGUGACAUAUCUCCUUCACAUAGUUGAUCAGGCUGUUGAUUGUGGCUUGUGGAAUGUUGUCCCACUCCUCUUCAAUGGCUGUGCGAAGUUGCUGGAUAUUGGCGGGAACUGGAAUACGCUGUCGUACACGUCGAUCCAGAGCAUCCCAAACAUGCUCAAUGGGUGACAUGUCUGGUGAGUAUGCAGGCCCUGGAAGAUUUUCAGCUUCCAGGAAUUGUGUACAGAUCCUUGCGACAUGGGGCUGUGCAUUAUCAUGCUAAAACAUGAGGUGAUGGCGGUGGAUGAAUGGCACAACAAUGGGCCUCAGGAUCUUGUCACUGUAUCUCUGUGCAUUCAAAUUGCCAUCGAUAAAAUGUAAUUGUGUUCGUUGUCCGUAGCUUAUGCCUGCCCAUAGCAUAUCCCCACCGCCACCAUGGUGCACUCUGUUCACAACAUUGACAUCAGCAAACCGCUCACCCACACAACGCCAUAGCAACAGCUCUGGUGGACAUUUCUGCAGUUAGCAUGCCAAUUGCUCGCUCCCUCAAAACUUGAGACAUCUAUGGCAGUGCUGUUAUGUGACAAAACUGCACAUUUUAGAGUGGCCUUUUAUUGUCCCUAGCACAAGGUGCACCUGUGUAAUGAUCAUGCUGUUGAAUCAGCUACUUGAAAUGCCACACCUGUCAGUUGGAUGGAUUCUCUUGGCAAAGGAGAAAUGCUCACUAUAUAUUUGAGAAGACUUUUGUGCGUAUGUGUAAUGACGCUCCAGGAGAGUGAGGAUCCAUUUGCAGUUUUAUUACAAUCUUGGUCGUACAAACAGGGUCAAUCGCCAGCAGACACAACAGUAGGGAUAAGGCAAAUCGUAAUCCAGGUACAGGCAUAAGGUCAGGGCAGGCAGCAAGCUUACAAAAAUCAGUCCAGUAAAGAAUAUAGUCCAGGGCAGGCAGCAAAGAAUCAAGGAGGGAAAAACAGUCCAGAGUAAAUCCACGGGCAGACAGACACAGGCGAAAACGCUCAGAAAUGAUCACCAGGGCUAACAAGACUUCGCAAAGAGAGAGAGUUUGAGAGCACCUAAAUAGUCUACUGAUGAGAGUCAGGUGCAACGGUAAUCAGAGCCAGGUAUGUGGGAAAUGUAGUUCAGGGGUUUAAUACUCAGGAGAGGGUUCCCUCUGGUGGUGAGCAGGAGGAACAGCGGGAGUCUCGUUUGUGACAGAGCCCCCCCCCCUGCGAGCGGCUCCUGACGCGAAGAGGCGAACGACGCCGGGGUCUUCCUCGAGGUCGGGGGGCCGGUUUCUCCGGGUGCGUCCUAUGGAACUCAGUCAUGAGUGCGGGGUCGAGUAUGUCCUCUGUAUUAACCCAGGAUCGCUCUUCCGGUCCGUACCCCUCCCAAUCCACCAGAUAUUGGAGGAGCCUGCCCCGGCGUCUGGAAUCGAGUAGAUCUCGAACCUGAUAUGCCUCCUCGCCGUCCACCAAGAUGGGUGGGGGGCCCUGAUCACUGGUCUGCUCCUCCUCCUCCGCUCUCGGACCACCAGCGGGUUUGAGAAGUGAUACAUGAAAAGUGGGAGAGAUACGAUAAUUAGAGGGUAAUGCCAAACGGAAGGAAACUGGUGUAAUCUGUUUAACAAUUUGGAAGGGACCUACAUACCUGGGACUGAGUUUCUUGCAAGGAAGUCUGAGGCGUAGGUCUCGAGUGGAUAGCCAGACCCAUUGACCUGGAGUAUAUUCGGGAUUGGGGCGACGGUGACGAUUGGCCUGCAACUUCUGUCUCCUGACAGCACGUAGCAAGUGGGUGUGAGCCUGACUCCAGAUGUCCUCGCUUCUCUGGAGCCAGUCGUUGACAGAGGGUACCUCGGUGGGUUCCCCUGACCAUGGAAAUAGGGGAGGUUGGAAGCCCAUUACACAUUGGAAUGGAGUUAGACCGGUGGAGGGUUUCUGGAGUGAGUUCUGUGCAUACUCCGCCCACAUGAGGAAUCGACUCCAGUCUGCUUGGUUCUGAUGACAGUAGGCUCUGAGAAACCGGGUGAUCUCCUGAUUGAGGCGUUCUGUCUGACCAUUAGAUUGUGGGUGAUAUCCUGAAGUGAGGCUAAUGUUGAUGUUGAGUUGUUGGAAGAAUGCUGACCAUACUCUGGAUGUGAAUUGGGGCCCCCGGUCCGACACGAUGUCCUCAGGCAGGCCAUAGAAGCGAAACACAAGGUUGCACAUGAGUUCGGCUGUUUCCAAUGCUGUGGGCAGUUUGGGAAGUGGAAUCAACCGGCAGGCCUUGGAGAAGCGAUCUAUGACAGUGAGUAUUGUGGUGUUCCCAUUGGACUUGGGAAGAUCGGUAAUAAAGUCUAUGGCAAGAUGGGACCAUGGUCGGUGGGGAACUGGCAGUGGUUGCAGUAGGCCCGAUGGUAGUUGUCUGAGAUGUUUGCUUGUGUUACAGGUGGUGCAUUCGUUAAUGAAUUUUAUUGUGUCUGCCCGCAAGGUUGGCCACCAAAAGCUGUUCUGAAGCAGGUGAACAGUGGCAGCGAUUCCAGGAUGACCGGAGCUGAGUACGGAGUGAACUUGCUGUAGCACUUUCUGACAGAGAUCCUGAGGUACAAAAGUUUUGUUAGGGGGGCAUUCGGGAGGAGGGGUCUUUUGUGAAUUGGCCUGGGUGAGCUCUGUCAUGAUGUCCCACUGAAUAGGGGCCACGAUUAAUGACUCAGGAAGCAGGGUUUCCUUGGAUUCAGUGGGAACUACACCGUCGUGUUGGCGUGAUAAUGCGUCUGCUUUGGUGUUCUUUGAACCGGGACGAUAGGUAACGGUGAAGUCAAAUCGUGUAAAGAAGAGAGCCCACCUCGCUUGUCUGGGAUUCAGUCUCUUGGCAGAUCGCAAGUAUUCCAGAUUCUUGUGGUCAGUUAGAAUCACAAACGGGUGUUUAGCUCCCUCCAGCCAAUGACGCCACUCCUCCAUAGCUGCUUUCAUGGCCAACAGUUCUCGGUUUCCGACGUCGUAGUUCUGUUCGGCUGGACUAAGUUUGCGGGAGUAAUAGGCGCACGGAUAGAGCUUGAGUGGGGAUCCGUGCCGCUGUGAGAGGAUGGCUCCAAUGCCCGUAUUAGAAGCGUCCACCUCAACUGUAAACGGGAUUUCAGGAUUAGGGUGGUGGAGGAUGGGGGCAGAUGUGAAACGUGACUUGAGUUCUGCGAAAGCCUCCUGUGCUGUAGUUGACCAGGUGAGGUGUGGUGCAUUUCUCUUAGUCAUAGAGGUUAAGGGAGAGGCUACCGAGCUGAAAUUCCUGAUGAAGCGUCGGUAGAAGUUCGCAAAUCCCAAGAAGCGUUGUAACUCCUUUAAGGUUACUGGCAGUGGCCAGUCUAGAACGGCCUUGACCUUCUUCUCGUCCAUGGCGACUCCCUCCUGGUUGAUGAUGUAGCCCAAGAAAGACGUGGAAGUCUGGUGAAAUUCGCACUUCUCUGCUUUGGCGUAUAAUUGGUGAUCAAUGAGUCGUUGUAAUACUGUUCUCACGUGUUGCACGUGUUCCUCAUAGGUGUUGGAAUAGACGAGAAUGUCAUCGAUGUAAACAAUUACCCAACGAUUAAGCAUGUCCCGAAAGACGUCAUUGAUAAACGACUGAAAUACGGACGGACUAUUGGACAGCCCGAAAGGCAUCACCAAAUACUCAUAGUGCCCAGUGCUGGUAGAGAAGGCUGUCUUCCAUUCAUCACCGUCCCGGAUGCGAAUGAGAUUGUAGGCGCUGCGGAGGUCCAGUUUGGAGAAGUACUUGGCUUUGCGGAGUUGUUCUAGGGCAGCUGGUACCAGCGGUAAAGGAUAUCGAAACUUGACGGUGAUGUCGUUGAGACCCCGGUAGUCGAUACAAGGGCGUAGGCCACCGUCUUUUUUUUUAACAAAGAAGAAGCCAGAGGCUGCAGGUGAUGUCGACGUUCUAAUGAACCCCUUCGAAAGUUCCUCCUCGAUGUAGUUGUUCAUGGCUUCUGAUUCGGGUUGUGAUAGGGGGAAGAUUCGGCCCUUAGGUGGUGUUGUGCCUGGUAAUAGUUCGAUGGAACAGUCGCUUGAUCGGUGGGGGGGGAGUUCCAUCGCCUUGGUCUUGCUAAAAGCUUCGAUGAGGUCAGAGUAUUCAAUGGGAAGAGUGGGGAAAAGGGCCGGCUCGUCCUUUAGCGUGACGGUCUGAAUGGAGAGUGAAGGGCUGCCAGUUAAGCAGUUGGAGUGACAUGACGGGUCCCAUUUGAUGAUACGACCCUCCCUCCAUGAGAUGAGGGGAUUAUGUUGACGUAGCCAGGGGAGUCCAAGAAUAACCGGGUUAUGAGGUGAUGAGAUGACGUAGAAACGAAUUACCUCAGUGUGAAGGGUACCGGUCUGUAGUUGAAGGUCCACGGUGGUGUGCAGGACCCUCCCAUCGCCGAGAGGCCGUCCAUCUAGCGCCUCCACUGCCAAUUGAGAGUUACAGGAGAUUAAUGGGAGUUGUUGUUGUUGGGCAAACUCGUGAGACAUAAAGUUCCCGGCUGCUCCUGAGUCUAAUAGAGCUGAUGUGGAUAUAUGAUUGCCCUCUAGAGAUAAUACUAUAGGUACUUUGAUGCAAGAACUGGAAUGAUGUGCUUGAACACAAGGACUCACCGAAGAGGGAUUACGAGGAGGUGGUCUUGUGGGGCAAAACGCCCUCAGAUGGCCCGGUUGACCACAAUAGAGGCAGAGAUGUUGACGUAUGCGGCGUUCUCGUUCUUCCGGAGUCAGGUGAGUAUAUCCGAGCUGCAUGGGUUCAGUUUGAGACAGAGUGACCGGGUAUUGUGUGCUGGUGGGUACCGUUCUGAGUGGACGACGUGAACGAAUCAGAUUGUCAAUCUGAAUGGUUAGUUCGAUGAAUUGAUUCAGCGAUCUCCCUUCAUCUCGGCAGGCCAGUUCGGAUUGCAACUCCAAGCUGAGUCCCUUGCGAAAGAGCAGUUUAAGUGUGCUCUCCACCCAGUCGGUUUGAGCUGCUAGAGUGCGAAAUGUCAAAGCAUAUUCUGCUGCGGUAUUCCUGCCCUGGCUCAACGCAAGUAGUCGGUCAUCAGCUCUCAUACCUCCCUCCGGGUGUUCAAAUAUUUCCCGGAAGCGUUGAAGAAAGGUACCAAACGAUGGAAAAGCAGUGCCAUCCUCUCUCCAAACCGCCGUCACCCACUCUAACGCCUUGUCAGCGAGGAGUGAGCAUACCAAGGAAAUCUUGCUGGCAUCGGUGACAUACAUAGCUGGUUGUUGAUCAAUGAAUAAUGAACAUUGCAGUAGAAAUCCCUUACUUUUAGUUGGGUUGCCGUCGAACUUAUCAGGGAGAGCCAGACGUGGGUUAACUGUGAGUGACGGUGGUGGAGAAGCGCCCACACUCGCGUUCGGUGGAGGAGGGGCUGGGUUCGUUAGCGACACCUGCAACCUCUGUAGCGUCCUGACGAGUUCCUCUGUUACUGUAGUUAAAUGGGUUAGCUGCUGUUGAUGAAUGGCGAGUUGGUGAGCUUGAGUGGAGAUCUCCGUGGACAUCUGAACCAGAGCUGCUGGAUCGUGUGUUGGCGAAGUCUUCUGUAAUGACGCUCCAGGAGAGUGAGGAUCCAUUUGCAGUUUUAUUACAAUCUUGGUCGUACAAACAGGGUCAAUCGCCAGCAGACACAACAGUAGGGAUAAGGCAAAUCGUAAUCCAGGUACAGGCAUAAGGUCAGGGCAGGCAGCAAGCUUACAAAAAUCAGUCCAGUAAAGAAUAUAGUCCAGGGCAGGCAGCAAAGAAUCAAGGAGGGAAAAACAGUCCAGAGUAAAUCCACGGGCAGACAGACACAGGCGAAAACGCUCAGAAAUGAUCACCAGGGCUAACAAGACUUCGCAAAGAGAGAGAGUUUGAGAGCACCUAAAUAGUCUACUGAUGAGAGUCAGGUGCAACGGUAAUCAGAGCCAGGUAUGUGGGAAAUGUAGUUCAGGGGUUUAAUACUCAGGAGAGGGUUCCCUCUGGUGGUGAGCAGGAGGAACAGCGGGAGUCUCGUUUGUGACAGUAUGAAACAUUUCUGGGAUCUUUUAUUUCAGCUCAUGAAACAUGGGACCAACACGUUACAUGUUGCGUUUAUAUUUUUGGUCAGUUUAGUUGAAGACUCUUCUUUGAGUCAUAAAAGUGCAUUGAAAUUACAUAGGAACUGUGCACACUUUGGAGAAGUGUGUGGCCACUUGGAGACACCAGUUAGUCCUCUCAUUCAAACCCUUGUAAUUUUUUUGUCCUUAUGUUGCACCUAACCCUCAUUUUCCAGGAAUAUUAUUAUCAUGUUACUGAAUGUAUCCAGAGUAUUUUCAGAUUUCGUGAUUAACAAAUGCAGCGAAAGGUACAGUACCGUAUUUUCCGCACUAUAAGGCGCACCGGAGUAUAAGCCGCAGCAGCUAAAUUGAAUGAUAUUGAAUGAUGUGUACAUAUAUAAGCCGCACUGGACUAUAAGCCGCAGGUGUUUUAAUGUUUAAUUACCAUAUGUAAGGGUUCGUGCACAGAGGGGAUUGUCGGGAAAGAGAUGGAUUGUGCAUGAAAACUUCCUUUGCACAAACUGUCUCGCUCUCGUAAUGUCUCUCGUUCUGUCUCUCGUACCACUCUCGGUUCCACUUUUACUUUUGCGCACUACCUGUCUCACUCUUUUCCGGCCUCCAGCUUUUCCUGCUGGAGCCCGCCGCUUAAAGGUGGGGGGCGCGGACUGGUCAUAGAGCCCAUAGAGUUAAAGUUGGUGGACUGUAACCUGUAAAAUCCAUAGAUUUAGGAGGUCUUCUAGUGGCCGUUAGCUGUAAAAAUCCAUAGAUUAGCCGCACCGUUAUAUAAGCCGCAGGGUCGAAAAAUUUGAAAAAAGGCGCGGCUUGUAGUCCGAAAAUUACGGUAAAUGUAAAAUGCACAUAAAAUCAACAGUGUAAUAUUUGGAUUCAGUACUGUGUCAGGUGAACUGUUGUGUCCUCACCUUUGGUCUAAUAAUUUCCCCAUAAUCUCCAAGCUGUUCCAUUUCGAUUGCUACUAUGCUUAUGCAUACAGUGGGGAAAAAAAGUAUUUAGUCAGCCACCAAUUGUGCAAGUUCUCCCACUUAAAAAGAUGAGAGAGGCCUGUAAUUUUCAUCAUAGGUACACGUCAACUAUGACAGACAAAAUGAGGAAAAAAAAUCCAGAAAAUCACAUUGUAGGAUUUUUAAUGAAUUUAUUUGCAAAUUAUGGUGGAAAAUAAGUAUUUGGUCAAUAACAAAAGUUUCUCAAUACUUUGUUAUAUACCCUUUGUUGGCAAUGACACAGGUCAAACGUUUUCUGUAAGUCUUCACAAGGUUUUCACACACUGUUGCUGGUAUUUUGGCCCAUUCCUCCAUGCAGAUCUCCUCUAGAGCAGUGAUGUUUUGGGGCUGUCGCUGGGCAACACGGACUUUCAACUCCCUCCAAAGAUUUUCUAUGGGGUUGAGAUCUGGAGACUGGAUAGGCCACUCCAGGACCUUGAAAUGCUUCUUACGAAGCCACUCCUUCGUUGCCCGGGCGGUGUGUUUGGGAUCAUUGUCAUGCUGAAAGACCCAGCCACGUUUCAUCUUCAAUGCCCUUGCUGAUGGAAGGAGGUUUUCACUCAAAAUCUCACGAUACAUGGCCCCAUUCCUUCUUUCCUUUACACGGAUCAGUCGUCCUGGUCCUUUUGCAGAAAAACAGCCCCAAAGCAUGAUGUUUCCACCCCCAUGCUUCACAGUAGGUAUGGUGUUCUUUGGAUGCAACUCAGCAUUCUUUGUCCUCCAAACACGACGAGUUGAGUUUUUACCAAAAAGUUAUAUUUUGGUUUCAUCUGACCAUAUGACAUUCUCCCAAUCCUCUUCUCGAUCAUCCAAAUGCACUCUAGCAAACUUCAGAUGGGCCUGGACAUAUACUGGCUUAAGCAGGGGGACACGUCUGGCACUGCAGGAUUUGGGUCCCUGGCGGCGUAGUGUGUUACUGAUGGUAGGCUUUGUUACUUUGGUCCCAGCUCUCUGCAGGUCAUUCACUAGGUCCCCCCGUGUGGUUCUGGGAUUUUUGCACACCGUUCUUGUGAUCAUUUUGACCCCACGGGCUGAGAUCUUGCGUGGAGCCCCAGAUUGAGGGAGAUUAUCAGUGGUCUUGUAUGUCUUCCAUUUCCUAAUAAUUGCUCCCACAGUUGAUUUCUUCAAACCAAGCUGCUUACCUAUUGCAGAUUCAGUCUUCCCAGCCUGGUGCAGGUCUACAAUUUUGUUUCUGGUGUCCUUUGACAGCUCUUUGAUCUUGGCCAUAGUGGAGUUUGGAGUGUGACUGUUUGAGGUUGUGGACAGGUGUCUUUUAUACUAAUAACAAGUUCAAACAGGUGCCAUUAAUACAGGUAACGAGUGGAGGACAGAGGAGCCUCUUAAAGAAGAAGUUACAGGUCUGUGAGAGCCAGAAAUCUUGCUUGUUUGUAGGUGACCAAAUACUUAUUUUCCACCAUAAUUUGCAAAUAAAUUAAUUAAAAAUCCUACAAUGUGAUUUUCUGGAUUUUUUUUCUCUCAAUUUGUCUGUCAUAGUUGACGUGUACCUAUGAUGAAAAUUACAGGCCUCUCUCAUCUUUUUAAGUGGGAGAACUUGCACAAUUGGUGACUGACUAAAUACUUUUUUUCCCCACUGUAUGCUUUUCAUAUUUCUUAUGUAAGAAACAUUUCAAUUUAGCCGUAUCCAUAAAGACCAAUUCCCACGAGUGUAAAGGGUUAAUGACAGUGGUCAACACUUUUAUUCAAAUGGGUUAGGCGAUGUAGGGAUAGUGGUAUCUCUUUAACAAAUCAAAACACUAUUGCUAGAAAGGAACUGUUUAUUUUCCCUACAAAAUAUAUUAAAUAAAAUCAAUGACAAUGUAGGUUAUUAAUGGGCAUAAUUAAAAUAGCACCUAUAAAAUAGCACCAAAUGUAACUCUUAAAAAAACACACCAAAAAAAGCUUUCAGCCUUUGGCUGGCCGGAGGGUGGCAGGCUGAAUUUGAGAUUAGAGAAAGCCCUUGCUUUUGACUUUCAAAUGAACUCAUGGCUCGGGUGGCUUUUCAGAAGUUUGUAGCAGUCCUCUGAGUGGAGGCAACCUGCAAGAGAUGCCAAUCACAUCAUAGGCGGCAAACUCUGCUCACCCGCUGGUGGUAGGACAUCAUAGCCUCCUGCUUUAGGACGGGGGCAAAUAGCGAAAGGCACACUCUCAAAUGCUUGCUGGGUUCCUGACCGUCUCACACUAUUUAAGUAGCUCCCAAUCACCAAGCCCACGUUUUUAGGAUUUCACUCCAAUCAUGAAAAGUCUUCUGGGACAGCAGAAACGUGGCAAAAUCAUUGUGGAAAUGUGUAGAGUAUGUCCUACAUAAGGAAAAUCAGCACUAUCAGGACUUUCUUUGGUUUUAUUCAUAUGUCAUUUGAUCAGCAUUUCAUAGCAUUCUCUCUAGGGAUAAAACAUCCGUUCACUUGUUUAGACCUUUGCCAUUUUUUUUAUCAGCAAAAGGAAAUAACUUUCCUGAGCAUUUACCUGCAAAGGUUCUGCAGGUAAGCAAAGUAGGUUCUGCUUGGUGUUUAGUAUGUGAUAUCACAUCCAUUAUCAUAUUUCUAGUAGAUAGCUUUACUUUACACAGGUGUACAUUUGCACUUCCACACAGCUAACUCUGCGCUGUUGUAUUGCAGGCCUGUUUACUGUUGGGAAAUCCGAGGCCCAGGAGGAGACCAAAGGACCCGUGCUCAGGUCAGCUCUGCAUGGAAGGCGGAGCUUCAGCAAGCAUACCAGCGAGGAGGGGGACGGUCAACCACAGACCAAGAAGAAGAAGAUCGACCUGAUCUUCAAAGAUGUCCUGGAAGCUUCUCUGGAGGCCUCCAAGAGCCAGGAAACUCCCCUGAAUAGCACCUUCUCCCUGAGGCGGACCAGAGCUCAGCAUGUCAGCCACCGCUACAGCCACCCCACGCUCACCUCCCAGAGUGGGGAGUCUUAUCUGGCCCAGGAGGAAUGCAAAGUGCCAGGUCUGAGUCUCCACCCAUCAGAGCACUUAGAUGGGAGCUUUGAUGUUCGGUGUCUGAAGAUGGAGGACUCAGAAGACGAGCCUGGUCAGACUCAUGAGGGGCCUUCCACCUCGUUUUGCCUCAACUGUGUGAAGCUUAAGAGGAGGAUUCGGGAGCUGGAGGCAGAGGUGUUUCGUCUGAGGGGAGGAGAGCAGGUGGAGGUACCACCCCACCCCGAGCUGGCACCUAUAGAUGAGCAUCAAGGUAGGUCACAUAGAGAAACGGAGCAUUGUGGCAAGGGUUAUUCGGUGAGAUUGUUCCUCUGCUUUGUAGCACAACAUUUCAGAUGUUAAGUUUUCUGUACAUUCUAUAUUCACCUUCAAUUAAAAUGUGGAUGCCCCAUAUCACAAUCCUCAUCUUUAUCAGUAGAAAAGCAUGUUCAUUAUUUUGGUUAAGCUAACUAAAACUGGAUUUUUAAAAAACAACAACAAGUUGAGUUAAUUUAAUGUUAACACAACAGGGUUUAUGUGAAACAAACUGUGUGAAAUAAUUGUCACAGUGAUUACCUGCUUUAGAUUUUGCAUUGGUGAAUGUUUUUUGUGUGUAUAUUCUAGGGGAUUCAAAACAUGCUUGCACAUGUUUAUCUUUUUACUUUGUGUUAAAAUCACAUUAAAUCAAUAAAAAGCUGAUGUGUUCAUUUCAGUUGAUAUUAUUACUGUGCACCAUUGGUAUUUUAUAGAUUAAAAACAAAUAUUUAAAUGAUUAAUUUCUGGCUGGAUUUUGGAAAUCUCAGAUAUUCUGUGGAUUUUGUAGGAUAUUAGUCUGAUCAAAUUCCCUUAAUAGGAUGAAAAGCUUCAAUUGUUCUUCAGGUGUUGCGAAUGCAAAGACAUAGGUCUAUUCACAUGCAGUAUUGCAUUGCUGAGGUUGUUUUUUAUGAUAUGAAUGUUAUAUCCCUUUCUUUUCAGCAGCUGAGGCCAUGACCCCUAUUCCCGUGGUGCUGGAUGAGGAUGAUCAGGAUGUGGACUCUGCAGAUGAGUUCAUCACUGCUGACCUCAUGGUGGCUGCUGACGACUCUUCCAAGCUGUUGGCUGGGCCUGGCCGGCGGAUACGCCGCUUCAAGCAGGAAUGGCUCAAGAAGUUCUGGUUCCUGCGCUACUCGCCAACGCUCAAUGAGAUGUGGUGUCAUGUCUGUCGCCAGUACACCGUCCAGUCCUCACGCACCUCCGCCUUCAUCAUCGGCUCCAAGCAGUUCAAGAUCCACACCAUCAAGCUUCACAGCCAAAGCAACCUACAUAAGAAGUGCCUGCAGCUAUACAAGCUCCGCAUGCACCCGGAAAAGACAGAGGAGAUGUGUCGUAACAUGCUGCUACUGUUUAAUGCUACUUACCAUCUGGCCCUGGAGGGCCGGCCCUUCUCAGACCUGCAAGCUCUGGCCGAGUUGCUUAAGAAAUGUGAGCUCAAGGUAGUCGACCAGUAUAUGAACGAAAGCGAUUGCCAGAUCCUCAUCCACCAUAUCGCCAGGGCGCUUAAGGAAGACCUGGCAGAGAGGAUACGCCUGUCACCCUUCCUAAGUGUCAUCAUGGAUGGGCAGAGCGAAGACUUGUUGUCAGACACCGUUGCCGUCUAUGUGCAGUUCACCACCAGCGAGGGACCCCCUGCCACAGAGUUCCUCUCCCUGCAGAGGCUGAGCGUUGGCAGUGUGGAUGGCUACCUCCAGGCCAUUGAUCGGGCCUUUGCUGUGCUUGGUCUGAGGCUUCAGGACAUGCUGGUGGCUGGUCUGGGGGUCGAUGGCUCCAACAUCUCCUCCAGUUUGAGAGCAAAUAUGUACAUUGCUUUACGGAAGAUGCUCCCCUGGAUCCUCUGCUUGCCGGUCAUGAUCCAUCGUCCUCACCUGGAGGUGCUGGAUGCCAUCAGUGGGAAGGAGCUGUCCUGUCUGGAGGACCUGGAGAACAACCUGAAGCAGCUGCUGAGCUUCUACCGGUACUCCCCUCGCAUGAUGGCCGAGCUCAGGUCUACCGCCCCCACGCUGUCUGAGGAGACGGAGUUCCUGGGAGACAUACGAGCCGUCCGCUGGAUUAUAGGAGAGCCAAAUGUCCUGAACGCCCUUAUCAAAGAUUACUUGGAGGUGGUGGCGCACCUCAAGGAUAUUAGCAGCCAAACGCAGAGGGCAGAUGCAGCAGCCAUCGCCUUGACCCUGCUUCAGUUCCUCAUGGAUUACCAGUCUGUCAAGCUAAUAUACUUUCUCCUGGAUGUCAUCGCUGUCCUUUCACGCCUCGCUUUCAUCUUCCAGGGGGACUAUCUGCUGGUGUCUCAGGUAGAUGCCAAGAUCGAAGAGGCCAUCCAUGAGAUCGGUCAGCUGGUGGACUGCCCUGGGGAGUACCUGCAAGAGUUUGAUGAUAAUUUCCGCGAAAGCUUCAAUGGUGUAGACCAGAAGAACUUACGUGUCGCAGAGUCCAAGUUCCAAUCCAUCCGCGAAAAGAUCUGCCAGAAGAGCCAGGGCAUCUUGUCCCAGCGACUCGACAUGCACAGCCGCACGGUGGUCAAGGCGUGCCGGGUGUUCGACCUCACCACCUGGCCACGCAACAGGGAUGACUUGCGAGCCUUUGGGGAGGAAGAGAUCCUGCUCAUCUUUGACCACCUUGAAGCGAUUCCCUCUGCUGUCCGGGAGGCGUUGCAGGACAGAACUGACGCUCGGGGCAGCCUGCUGGUGGAGUGGAGAGACCUCAAAGCUGACUAUUACGGCAUGAAUGGCUUCAAGGAGGUGGUCAGUCAAAUCUCCAGGUUCAAGCAGCGCUUCCCUCUGCUUAACCGCAUCCUCCAAGUUGUCAGGGUCCUGCCCACUUCCACCGUCUGCUGUGACAAGGGCCGGGGGUCCCUGCAGAGAGUGCGCAAGAACAACUGCUCAAGGCUGACACUGGACCAGAUGAAUGACCUACUGACCCUUGCGGUCAACGGGCCACCCAUGGCCAAUUUCGAUGGCAAGCGACCAUUGGACAGCUGGUUUGAGGAGAAGUCUGGCAACAGCUUUUCACUCCCAGCCGAAAUGCUGAGUAGAAUGUUGGCUAAUGAACAAAAGUCUGUUCUGCACAGCAUG